UUGCGCAAGCGCAGCCCAUUCAGUCUGUGUGAAUGCAGAGUGAGGAGAGGACAGGAGCACUGGGAGUACUGGGACUGGGAGCGACACAGUGGACUGGACGGACCGGACGGACCCGGGCAGGCGGACAUGGAUGGACAGAACCGUAGCAGCAGCAUCUGCCCCCGGCCGCGCAGCACCGCGACGGCCGGGAAGAAGAAGAAGGAAAUUCCCGACAGAGUGACUCUGAAGAAGGAGAUCGGGCUGCUGAGCGCCUGCACCAUCAUCAUAGGGAACAUCAUUGGCUCUGGGAUCUUCAUCUCUCCUAAGGGGGUUCUGGAGCACUCGGGCUCAGUGGGUUUGGCAUUAGUGGUUUGGCUGCUGGGAGGCUGUAUUGCUGCUCUGGGCUCCCUCUGCUACGCGGAGCUAGGUGUCACCAUUCCCAAAUCUGGAGGAGACUACUCUUAUGUAACAGAGAUAUUUGGUGGCCUGAUGGGAUUUCUCCUGCUGUGGAGCGCCGUCCUCAUCAUGUACCCAACAACGCUCGCUGUCAUUGCUCUCACCUUUUCCAACUACGUGCUGCAGCCCGUUUUUUCAAACUGCGUUCCCCCAUACAUGGCAACAAGGAUGCUGUCUGCCACAUGUCUCUUGCUUCUGACCUGGGUGAACUGCUCCAGCGUUCGCAUGGCCACCAGAAUCCAGGACAUCUUCACUGUGGGGAAACUGAUGGCUUUGGGCCUCAUCAUUGUAGUUGGUCUGGUCCAGAUCUUUAAUGGGCACUAUGAGGCGUUGACACCUCAGGUGGCCUUUUCACUGGACAGGAUGCCUUCAGUUGGACAGAUUGCUCUGGCCUUCCUGCAGGCGUCGUUUGCCUUCAGCGGCUGGAACUUCCUUAACUAUGUCACGGAGGAGGUGGUUGAACCCAGACGGAAUCUACCCCGUGCCAUCUACAUCUCCAUUCCAUUGGUGACCUUUGUGUACACGCUCACCAACAUCGCCUACUUCUCCUCUAUGUCACCUGAGGAGCUGCUGUCAUCCAAUGCCGUGGCUGUAACAUUCGGUGAGAAGCUGCUUGGAAUGUUCUCUGUAAUCAUGCCGAUCUCUGUGGCUCUGUCUACCUUUGGAGGAAUCAACGGCUACCUGUUCACUUCUUCCAGGUUGUGUUUCUCAGGAGCCAGAGAAGGUCACCUGCCCAGCCUGCUGGCUAUGAUCCACUAUAAGAACUGUACUCCCAUCCCUGCCCUCCUGGUCUGCUGUGCUGCCACUAUUGUUAUACUCUGCAUCGGAGAAACACACAACCUGAUCAACUACGUCUCCUUCAUCAACUACCUGUCAUACGGCGUCACCAUUGCAGGUCUGCUGUACUACCGCUGGAAGAAACCCAACCUGUACCGACCCAUCAAGGUGAACCUUCUGGUUCCUGUGUGUUAUCUGAUGUUCUGGGCGCUGCUGCUGGGAUUCAGUCUUUACUCAGAGCCUGUGGUUUGUGGUGUUGGCCUAGUAAUCAUGCUUACCGGUGUGCCUGUCUACUUCCUUGGUGUCCAUUGGAAAGAAAAACCAAAGUGCAUUUACAACUUUAUUGAGAGGGCGACAUACGUGGGCCAGAGAUUGUGUUUUGUGGUCUUUCCUCAGAUUGACCCCAUUGAGAUUGCUAAUCCUUCAGAAUGGACUGACCGGUCAUCAGGCAGGAGCAGCUUGUCUGCCAAUUCUUAAAACUCUUCUCUGAAUAUAUGAAGAUCUUUUUUCUCCUGUUUUUAUUCUGUCAUUCUGUAAGUCCAGACAACUGUUCCUGCUAUUGGAGCUUCCUGUCUGACCUUUGACCCUGCAAGACUCUUUUUUUUUUUUUCCUGCAGUAAAGUGGAAAUGCCUGCUGUUCUGUGUGGGCUGCUUUCACUUCUCUACUAAGUCUUCAAGUCCACCAACCUAAUGCCAACAGUGUCAUGUUGUGAAAAAGACCUUUAUUCUCCUUUUGAAUCUACUUGUUCGUUCUUCUGUAACAUGACAGAACAGUGACAAACUGACAACGCAUGGUAAUUCCUUCUGAAUGUUGUUGUUUUAUUGUGCCUGAAAAGCUUUUCACACCAAGUCCAUAACAGAUUUAUCGCCACUCUUCUGAAAACAGCAAGGAAAAUGCACAUUAUAGUACACCUGAUGCAAAUACUGAAGAAACCUCAAAGCACACAUGUUGUCUUGUGCAGAGUCAACCACAAAUUCUACAGUCCUGUUUUUACUUUUUUUCUGCCUGACUGCUUUUAGUAUCAUUUAUCCUUUUUUCCACCUACAGUAUGUGUUUUUGAAGUUUCACCCAGAGCAAAUCCUACUGGAACAAGGGGUAGAGACACGCUUUCAGAUGUGAGGAUCCAUAAAAAUUACAAAUGUGCACCAUCAUCAUUAAGAGUCACAGUGAUAACUUUGGGUUCUGUGAGAAAAUGUAAUUUCAAAUCACACUGGCAGUUAACAAUAUUGAUCAGAGUUUUUAUAUCAAAAAAUUGUUAACACAAAUUGAUGGUUUCAACUGAAAUGGAAGGAAAGGAAAAUGUGUGAAGGAUUAGGAUUUUCUGAAAUUGCGGCAACGAUUGAAUGAAUUUCCAAGUAAUUUGUUGCAGACUUUAAUAUCCACCUCCAGAUAAAUCCCAAUAACUUCAGUAACUUCAGUAACUUUAUAUCUAGCACCACCAUAGUGUCAUUUUUUUUCCCUUUUCCCCAUAUUUUCAUCCUUAAUUUCACCUUUGUGUUUAAUGCUAAUUAGAAAAUGUAAGAUGGCAAAUAUGGUUGAUAAAAGUUAAAAGUUUGGGGUCACUUUGAAAUUUCCUUAUUUUGAAAAAAAAGCUGCUUUUCUAUGAAGACAACAUUAAAUUAAUCACAAAUCCAGUCUAGAAAUUGUUAAUGUGGUAAAUGGCCACUCUAGCUAGAAACAGCUGAUUUUUAAUGGAAUAUCUACAUAGCGGUACAGAGGCCCAUUUCCAGCAACCAUCACUCCUGUGUUCUAAUGCUACAUUUUGUUAGCUAAUGGUGUUGAAAGACUAAUUGAUGAUGAGAAAACCCUUGUGCAAUUGUGUUAGCACAUGAAUGAAAGUGUGAGUUUUCGUGGAAAACAUGAAAUUGCCUGAAUGACCCCAAACUUUUGAGCAGUAGUGUAUGUCUGUUAAACAUGUUAAGACAUUGCCCUUGUCAGUGUGAACAUUGUUUUCAUGCUGAUAUUGGCUUUUUUACAUUUAGUGGCAAUCUUUUGCACACACUAUUUCAACCAGCUCAAGACCUUCGACACAAUGACUACAUGGCAUGAACGAUAAAAAAGAAGGACUAGUAAAUGCAAUGUAUGCCCAUAUCUGUUAGGUUUUCUGACAUUUAUGAGAUCUGUUAGCUGAUGUAAGGUGUCCAUAUUUUUAUUGCUUUGUAGUUGUAAUCAUAAGUUUAAGGUUGACGUAAACAAACAAGAUGGAAAUUCAGAGCAUCUCAAUAUGAGAUGAGCACUGCAAUGAUGUCACCAGCCUAAUGGAUGAGGGCCAUGGCCACAGCCGGUCAACUAGUCAGAAAUGGUUAUAUCAGAAGUCAGGCAGGAGGGACCAAACAAUAUCGACAUGUUUAGAUUACAGCUACAAAGAUAUAUAUAUAUUUUUUUAAAUAUUCUUUGGAGGGGUCGGUGGGGGAAGAAACAUCAGUUUUUCAAACACUAUUUCUUUCAGUUUUUUUUAAACUUAAGGCAUCAUUUGUGAAAAGUUUAAAGCUGUAAUUAAUGACUGUGAAAAGUUGAUAAAUCUCUUACUAAUGCCUUACUGUUAUAAGCCAACUAUUUCUAAAAGUUUUACAUUGCAAAGCUGUUAAAUCCUCUUCAAGCAUGACACUUCUCCAACGCCAGCAGGGAGAAUCUCCAAGUCAUCAUGACUGUAGUUAUGCAUUUUCAAAAGCAGUCAUUUUCAAGCCCGAUUUUCUACAAACUGGCAGUCACAAAAUUUUGUUGUCAGUCAUUGCUUUUAACUGCUUUCCAAAGCAUUAGUAAGUGGUUUAUUAAUUAGCAGUAGAGCCAUAAAUUACAGCUGAUAAACAGUUAAUAUAUACUAGUGUGCAAGACAUUCUAGACAUGAAUGUGUUCAUGUAAAAAUAGCUAUGUAGUGUAAAUUUCAGACUUGGUGUGAAAAGUUCUUGACUGGGAAAAAAUUAUAUUCAAAUUUGGUUUAUUAACUGAUUUAUUAUAUUAGAUUUUAAUAUAUUUUGCAGGUGUGUUUGCUGUGUGUUUUACAUUUGAUCAUUUGCAUGCGCUUUGGUCUUCCUUUCUCUGUUCCCUUGGUAUUCAGAAUAUAAAUAGCUGUACACAAACCACAUGGUGCACGAAUCACCAUCCCAUUCAAGAGACCAAGGUUUAACUUAUUAAUCUAUUCCUAAACAAGUAGUUGUAUUCACUUUAUCUGCUACUCUCAGCCCAACACCAUGGUUUGGUGGCAUGAAAUGAUUUUGUGAUGUAUACUGUGGUUGUAACCACACAUAGAAAUACUUACAAAUCCUUGCAGCCUUCAUAAUUUUGUUUUUACAAAGAGUCUAACAUAAUGUGGCACCUUGUGCUGUGUAUGUUAAAUCAUGCUAAUGCAGUAAGCAAAUGAGACACAAUUGGUUUUUUUCACCAAAAGUACUCAUUUCAGUAGCACUUGUUUCUGUAAGGACUGAAUCUCUGUGAUCCGGUGCUCAAGUUGACCCUAUAAAGUUACAGGGCCAAAUUGUACAAAGUCAACUGUCUGUAACCUUUGCCUGUUUGGUCACUUAUUGUAUGAUUUCAUAUAGUGGAUAUACAGCUCGCUGCACAGUGGAUUUGUGGUUAACACCUUCUCCUUACAGCUAGAAGAUCCGGGGUUCGCGUCCUCACCUUCCUGGGAUCUUUCUGCAUGGAGUUUGCAUGUUCUCCCCAUAAAUGUGUGGGUUUUUCCGGGUACUCCGCCUUCUUCCCACAGUCCAAAACUGGUGACCUAUCCAGGGUGUUCGUUGCCUUUGCCCCAAGUCAGCCACAACUUUAAUGAGGAUUAGGCGGUGUAUAGAUAAUGGAUGGAUAUACAACUUAACAUCAGCCUUUUUAGACCUUUAAUAUCAUUAUUCCAUACCUGCCCAGUUAAAUGACAACUGAACACUCUCUAACUUGCAAAAAUAAAUUUAUUUGCAACAUUUCAGUGCAGGAUCUUCAUCAAGCAAAUGGUUUGGUGCAAAGCGAUCUUAAAUAGGGAAUGCCUGUGGCUUAAUUUUCCACAUAGAAUAGAUAUCAAAGCCAUAUACAAAAUAAGGCUUAUGAAUAUAUCUCAAAAUUGUUUGCAUAGAGUGAGUAAAUUCUUGGAUGCGAAUGCAUAAAACCCUCAAUGGCCAAAACUGCAACGCCUGAUGAAGGUCUAGCACAAAACGUCAGAAAUAAAUGUAUUGUUGCAGAUUAGACAGUGUGUGUGGGAGUCUUUUUGAAACUUUUGGAAAAGCUCUUCUCUCUCCUAUGCACCUGUCUCAUGACAUAAAUGUGCAAAGAGGUGCUGGAGGAUACAUCACUAUGCACAGUACAAUAAUCAGUGGUAGUUUUUUUUUUUUAAAUGGCCCUUGCAUUUUAGUUUAGAAAGAAGCAGUGGGAUGUUGACCAUAUUUGUAAAAACAGCCAAUACAGUUAGCCAGUUAUAAUCCCAAAUUACUUUAUCCGUAUGUCUGUAUAAAAAGUUGAGAUUACACGCUUAAAAUUUAAGACUGUGUUGUUAUACAUACUGUGUCCCAGUUCCAUAGAAUAUGCUACCUGUACAGUACACAAAAUCUACAUCCUGCUUUACACUGACUGGAUAUUAAACAGUAUGUGCACCAUCAGGCUUUAUGUUCAAGAGUAAGCACUUUUGUUUGUUUACAUCUGAGAGUAAUUCUUCUAUUUGCUUUGAAUUUUGCCCUGUGGAACAUAUUAACAUUCAGCCUACAGUAGAAUCAAAUUUCUUUACACAGCAUACUGACAUUUUAAAGUACUUACUAUACACUGCAAACACACUAAAUACACACUACAUACUGCAAACAUGCUUAGAGUUCAUAUGUCAUAUGGAACUGGGACCCAGCCUCAGCUACUUAAGACCCAGUUUAUAAGUGUUUCCUCUUUGUUGCUCUGGCUUUUGCUUGAAUGUGGGAAGAGGUGACUCUGAAACCGCUUUUGUGUUUUGAUAUUUAAUUCAUUAUUCAAGUAUUAAUAAAUUCCCCCAUCCAGACGACCCCUCAUUUACACUCUCUCCAGCAGCUGCCUUUUAAUUAAAGAAGCAUACCAUUAAACGCUUUGCAUUCUAUUUUCAAGCCUUGGGUUUGUACCGAAAGCAGAUAAUUGAGAAAUAGGUCAAUUCAGCUGUCAUAGGUGCGGCCUCAACUGAACACUGUGAUCACUAAGCAGAAUGUAAAUGCUAAUAGAAAAUACACCUCUGGUAAGAUGUUUAGUCAAUCAGGUCAUUGGUUAUCUAGAAGUGGAAGGUCGAAGAAUUCUGAUGUUUGGCGUCAUUCAAAAAUCUCAGAAGUUUUUUUGGUGUGAGGCCAAAUAACUUUUGAGAAUCUAAAACAAAUCAUAACUUCUUUUAACUAGCACUUCUAGACAUGCUAUAAUAAUUUGCAAAAAUGUAUUCUGAUCUCAUCGUUUUACUUAUCAAGUCUCAUUUCUACUCAUAUGAGUGUUUUCCAGUUUUUCUGCUGUGUUUUUUGUAACAAAAUUAUGUAAAUCAGUGUAGAUGGGGUUAAUUCUGUUGUCAGCUAAAAUUAAAAUGUAAAAAAAACACUUAAAAUCCUGUUGUAUCCCCUUUCAAGAGGAUGGGGAAAAUCACAGUACAGGAUCUGUGGCAGCUGGGGUCUUCACCUGUCUCACUUUGUCUUGAGAUACAGGCGCUAUUACCCUGUAAAUUUUUUGUAAAGCCUUCAGUGUUUACAAUGGGAUCAUCACAUGGAAUGUUAACUUGGGUGUGUUUUACAGCACUUUUGUAAAAAUGAGUAAAUAACUCUAGCAGCACAAUAAAUCAAGAAUGGCUUGGAACAGGA
Acanthochromis polyacanthus (spiny chromis) is the source of this 6987-nucleotide messenger RNA. It is a transcript of the gene slc7a10b, whose product is annotated as solute carrier family 7 member 10b. The transcript is spliced from 11 exons. The coding region runs from base 127 to 1689 and encodes 520 amino acids. Gene Ontology annotation, biological process: D-alanine transmembrane transport; amino acid transmembrane transport; D-serine transmembrane transport. Gene Ontology annotation, molecular function: L-amino acid transmembrane transporter activity; neutral L-amino acid transmembrane transporter activity. The record is from RefSeq and is a predicted model, not a curated record. Lineage: Eukaryota; Metazoa; Chordata; Actinopteri; Pomacentridae. Gene Ontology annotation, cellular component: membrane.